Messenger RNA from Zygosaccharomyces rouxii, 648 nucleotides. RefSeq names its product emp24/gp25L/p24 family protein. The record is from RefSeq and is a predicted model, not a curated record. The transcript has a single exon. Gene Ontology annotation, biological process: protein retention in ER lumen; Golgi organization; endoplasmic reticulum to Golgi vesicle-mediated transport. Gene Ontology annotation, cellular component: COPII-coated ER to Golgi transport vesicle; endoplasmic reticulum-Golgi intermediate compartment; endoplasmic reticulum. The coding region runs from base 1 to 648 and encodes 215 amino acids. Lineage: Eukaryota; Fungi; Ascomycota; Saccharomycetes; Saccharomycetales; Saccharomycetaceae.
AUGCAAUUGCAAUCAAUUUUGCCCCAUCUACUUGCAGUUAUCUGUUGCUGUCUGAUUCCAGCGGUGAAAGCUGAAUCUUCCAAUUAUGCACCAUUUUCCAUAGCAUUGCCAGCUUUUUCAAAAGAAUGCCUAUACUAUGAUUUAACAGAUAAUGAGGAUUCUUUAGUUGUCAGUUAUCAAGUUUUGACUGGUGGAAAUUUUGAAAUUGAUUUUGAAAUUACUUCUCCAGAUGGAACUAAAAUUAUCUCUGAAAAGCAAAAGAAGUAUUCCGAUUUUCUUUUGAAAUCAUUUGGUUUAGGCCAAUACAGUUUCUGUUUUACCAAUUCAUACGGAACUGCUUUGAAGAAAGUGGAAGUUGUCCUUGAACUAGAGAAGGGAAAUUUAGGUAUCCCAGACGAAAACAGUUCACCACAAGAUGCAAUCUCUAAUAAUGCAAUUGAAGAGAUCGACAGAAAUUUGCAAAAGAUUACUAAGGCCAUGAAUUAUUUGAGGGCAAGAGAAUGGAGAAAUAUGUACACCGUGGAAUCAACCGAUUCCAGACUAACUUGGUUAUCACUACUAAUCAUGGGUCUCAUGGUGGGCAUAAGUGUCCUACAAGCAGUGGUCAUUCAAUUCUUCUUUAAAGUUCGUUCGAAGAACUACGUAUGA